AUUUGAUCAAAUCCUUCAAGUUGGGGCGCUUCGCCGAAUCGCACUUUUCCACAACGUCUCAGCUGUGGCUGCAUCACCGCGCUGCAACUUGCAUGAGGACUUCUUUCCAUCAAUAACUGACGCUAAAUAGAGGAAAAGGACACUGUAUCGUGUUGUUAUCCGCGAUGGAGAGAGGAAUCGGAUUUUGCCGGGUUAAUGUUUUCAGCACCCUGAUUUUGCUAUUGUUCGCUUGGGUUCCGGUGACCAAAACAGUGAUAACUUGCAGGUCAUGUCACCUGCUGGAUAAGUGGAGCGGUCGGGAAUUACUGGUGAGGAUGGACAGUGGUGUCGAUUUUGGUAAAGUUAGUGACAAAAAUGGAGACGGGUCAUUGGCGCUGUUCAAUCCGGCUGGUGCUGAAACUGGUCAAGCCGACUGCAGCGCAACUGACAACUGCGUACACGCUCACUCUCUGCGUAAAAGGAAUACAGACAGGCUCCCCUCGGAGAAAAAGCUACGCAAUGAUAAAUGGAAGUCGAUGCGCAGUACUGGCAAAGUUUAUAACCUCAAACGUUCAGGUUCAAAAGGUUCAGCCCCUGGAGAUCCCCAUCACCGAGUGCGUAGAAGCACCCAGGGACUCCACUCGCCCCCAGGUGCGCGCUCGCCGUCGUCUUUGGGCAACAGCACCGCGCGGGAUGCGCGGAGAGUCCCCCGCUCUGAGCUGAGAUGGAACAGGGAAGAGCGGAGAUCGGCCACAUCGCGACAGGAGGAGCUGAAACUUACCAGCUCUACCUUCGCGCUCACUGGGGAUUCCGCUCACAACCAAGCCAUGGUGCACUGGUCCGGCCAAAACAGCAGCGUGAUUCUCAUGCUGACCAAGCUGUAUGACUUCAAUCUGGGCAGCGUCACAGAGAGCUCCUUAUGGAGGUCAACAGAUUACGGAACCACUUACGAGAAACUCAAUGAAAAAGUGGGCGUAAAGACCAUUCUCAGCUAUCUAUAUGUCAGCCCCAACAACAAGCGCAAGAUCAUGUUGCUGACAGAUCCAGAGGUGGAGAGCAGUUUGCUCAUCAGCUCAGAUGAAGGUGCAACUUAUCAAAAAUAUCGCCUCAACUUCUACAUCCUCAGCCUGUUGUUUCACCCUGAGCAAGAGGACUGGAUCCUUGCCUAUGGCCAUGACCAAAAGCUCUACAGCUCUGUUGAGUUUGGCCGUCGAUGGCAGCUCGUUCAUGAGCGGGUAGCACCCAAUCGAUUCUACUGGUCUAAACUGGGCCUUGAUAAAGAGCCGGGCCUGAUUCACCUUGAGACCAGCAUCUCAGAGACCCAGGCUCUUUAUGUCACAUGCAAGCUUCAGAACUGCACAGAUGCCAACAAGGGCAAACCUUUUCCUGGAUACAUCGACCCCAACUCCCUGGUGGUCCAAGAUGAGUAUGUGUUUGUCCAGGUGUCAACUGGUGGCCGGCCAAUCUACUACGUGUCAUCCAGGCGAGAUGUGUUUACACCCAUGAAGCUUCCCAAAUACACCCUUCCAAAGGAUCUGCAUGUGAUCAGUACAGAUGAGAACCGGGUCGUGGCAGCAGUUCAAGAGUGGAACCAGAAUGACACUUACAACCUGUAUGUGUCAGAGGCCGGAGGCAUUUACUACACGCUGGCACUGGAGAACGUCAUGAGCAGUAUGGGACCAGAGGGAAAUGUCAUGAUAGAUCUGUAUGAGGUGGCAGGAAUAAAAGGCAUGUUCUUGGCCAAUAAGAAGCUAAAUAAUGAGGUGAAGACACACAUAACCUAUAACAAAGGCCGCGACUGGAGGCUCCUGCAGGCUCCCUCGGCAGAUCUCAGAGGAAACAGAAUCCAUUGCAUGCUGCCAUACUGCUCUCUGCAUCUUCACCUGCACGUAUCUGCAAACCCAUACACAUCUGGAAAUAUAGACAGCAGAGAGACAUCCCCUGGAAUCAUAGUGGCAUCAGGUUCAGUUGGCGCAGAGUUAACGAGCAGCAAUGUUAGCAUGUUCAUCACAUCCGACGCUGGAAACACGUGGCGGCAGAUAUUUGACGAAGAGUACAGUGUGCUGUAUCUGGAUCAAGGCGGAGCUUUAGUGGCAAUUAGACACACCCCUCUUCCCAUCAGGCACCUCUGGCUGAGCUUCGAUGAGGGGAGGGUGUGGAACAAAUACAGUUUCACUUCAUCGCCUCUGUUCGUGGACGGCGUCUUGGGCGAACCAGGCGAGGAAACACUUAUAAUGACGAUCUUCGGUCACGUCAGUCACCGCUCAGAAUGGCAGCUGGUAAAGAUAGACUUCAGGUCUAUCUUUAACAGAAGAUGCAUCGAGUCUGACUAUGUGGCGUGGGAUUUACAUGACCAGGGUGAACGCUGCCUCAUGGGAGUCAAAAGAGUCUACCGAAAGCUGAAGCCCAUAGCAAGGUGUGUUAUGGGUAAAACCUACUCAGUCACAACGAUUUCCGAGCCAUGUGACUGCACUGAGUCGGACUUUGAGUGUGAUUAUGGCUUCGAGAGAAGGGCUGAUGGGAAAUGUACCCCGGCAUUCUGGUUCCUCCCCUCCUCCAUGUCUCGGACCUGUAUUACAGAACACACGUUCCUCAACAGCACCGGGUACAGAAAGGUGGUGUCUAAUAACUGCACCGGUGGGGUGAUGGAGCAGUACACGGCUCGUAGGCAGCUAUGCUCCAGCCAGGCCCCUCGCGGCCUCCACUUAGUGACCAGCGAAGGGAAGCUAACGGCGACUCUGGCCAGCAACGUCACCUUCCUCGUCUUCCUGGAGGAGGGGGAUGGAUCGAAAACCAGCAUAACUGUGGAUUUCGGCGAUGGAAACGCUUUCACCUACUCCAACGUGAGCUCUAUCGAGGACGGCAUUAAACACAUCUACAAGAACGUGGGAAUCUACCGAGUGUCAGCCACGGCGGAGAACAGUCUGGGCUCGGAAGCUGUGCUUCUAUUCCUACACAUUACAUGUCAACUGGAGUCUAUUCAUCUCUCUGCUCCUUUUGUUGCUGUGAAAAAUAAAGAAGUCAAUCUGACGGUGGUUCUCUCGCCAAGCCAAGUGGGAACCGUCACCUAUAUCUGGUGGUUUGGGAACAAUUCGGAGCCCGUGAUCACGCUGGAGGGGAGUGUGGCGUUCACGUUCUCUCGAGAGGGAAUCAGUGUUGUCACUGUGCAGGUGUCCGCUGGGAAUACCAUCCUGCAAGACAGGAAAACCAUCUCUGUCCAUGAAUACUUCAGAUCUCAACUUCUUGCCUUUUCAUCUAAUCUGGAUGAUCACAACCCUGAUGUGGCUGAAUGGAGGCUUGAUGUGAGUCGAGUCAUUAAAACCUCUAUGGUGCAGGCGACAGGAGUGAAUUCAGACCAGCUGUUGGUCACUGUGUUGCCUGGACUGCCAACAGCGGCCGAGUUCUUUUUGUUACCAGACAAACAGCUAACAGAAGGGAAACCAGACAAAACCGCUACCCAUUUAGACCAGCUCUCAGAACUGGUUCUCAGUGCUCUGAAUCAGAAUCUGGUUCAGUUCACACUCAGACCAGGAGUCCAGAUCACAGUAUACGCUGCCCAUUUAUCAGCAGCGCCUCUAGUGGACACAAGCGAGAAUCACAGUGGCUCAGCUAUGCUCAUGCUCCUGUCUGUGGUGGUGGUGGGUUUAGCUGUGUUCCUCAUCUAUAAAUUCAAAAGGAAGAUCCCAGGCCUCCACAUCUAUGCAGCGAUGCAGGACGAAAAAGAGCAAGAAAUGAUCCAGAGUCCAGUUUCACCCACUGACAGCACACCCAGCUUCAGCUCUCAGAGAGAGCUGCUCACAUCACUGGAACCUCUGGACACAGAGCCCAACACCCAGACCAUCGAAUGCAUCAGUCCUCAUCCACGUGUCAAAUUCUCAUCAGAUCUUCCUACAUACAUCGACGUUUGAACUCUAGCCUCCGCCAUGUCAAGGACUUUGGUCAUGCGGACACAAAGGUUUCAAGCUUUAUUCAGUACUCGUGCAUGUUGGACAUUAACUUUACUGUGCUCUGUAAAUACUAGAACAAACUUUGUACAGCUUUUUUAUACAUCUGUGCAUUCAAAAAAAAAAAAAAAAAAAAAAAAAAAAAACAUUUUUGAUGCUGUUCGUUUAUAAAGAUGCCAGUGUGUACAAACUCUGAGCGAAAAUCCAGCAUGAAGGUUAGAAAAAAAAAGACAAUUAUACUUGGUUACCUGUCUGUUUAUUUUUCUUGCAAACAGUGGCAGUACAGUAUUCAUGAGCGUAAAACAUGGAUAUGUGACAUUUUUUAAGUGUUUUAAUAAUAAAAUGUAAAAUAUUUAAUGAAUAUUGUAAAAUGAAACAUUUCUUGGGUUUAUCUAUAUCUAGCACAUCUGUACUUUAACACAGAAAUGUAGAUUUUACCACUAAUUUUAUGAGUUUCAUGCCUUUACAGGGUUAAUGUUGAAGCUUGUUUAUCUUAUUUUACUUCUCUGCAAUAGCAAAUUAUUUUUUCUUAGUAAAAUAAAAUCUUUGUGUAUCUAUGUAGAAAUAACUGACUGUUGGUUUACAGAUACAUAGUGUCAAGUUAUGCUGCGUAAACUGAUUUGAGACAUUAUGGCCAAGCAUAAGAUGAUUAUCCUGUACUGUGUCUGGUGUUUCAGAAUUAUUUUUUGUUUUGUUUUGUAUGGAAUAAUUUAUGUGCAUUCACAGAGAGUUACAUGAUUUAUGCUUUCCUUUUGCUUGUUUAUUUGUUCUUUUUUGUGCAUUUAAAUUCAGUCAUGACGUACCAAAAGUUAACUGUACAUGGUGACGGAAAUGAAUGUAUGAAUAUGUAAGUACAUAUUUAAAUAUAUAAGACUUGUUUUUUUUUUUUUUUUUUUUUUUUUUUUACGUACGAUCAGUGUAAAAUCACAGGGAAGCUAUGAUAAGUUGAUGAAUUGACGAAUACUAACGAAUCAUGUGUCACGUAUGGAAGGCAGUAUACAUACCUUCAUCCACUAGAACAGAGCUACUAUUCAAUAACUAAUUGUAUGUAUACAACUGGUUUCAGCCACUCCAAAAUUGGCUACAAUUUACAGCACAAAACACAUUGUUGGCACAAGCCAUGUUUGAAAUAGACUAACUGGUUUAAAAUUAACUAAUUGGACACCAUUAUAUUGUAGUACAAUAACAAUACAAUAGUACAAUAGGGACCCUUUUUUGCAUGUCCUCCUGUUUAUUACAAUGGUGCUGUUACACUCAUGGAUGAGAUCCUGCUCCUCGUUCACCUUUAUGUCACACUCAAUAUUGAUAUUCUUUUUUAUAUAGUUCUAUCUAUGAACUAUUUGCUUCUCAAUUUUGCUCUUCUUUCAAUAUGUUCUCAUUUGAAUAUCAAGGUUCUAUUAUAGCUAUUGUUAGUCUUUCUAUUCUCAUGCACCAAUGAAUGUAACUGGAGAUCAUUUUUACUACAGAAUUGUCAGGAUAUUGAAAACAGCAUGUCUAAAAGGAAAAUUUUAAUGGCUAAUUCUGUUUAAAUUGUCAUUGUACCUUACCUUUUGUACACUGUGUAUAAAUAUCAUGUCACUGCAGUAGAGGAUGUUCAUACUGAGACAUUUCACUAUGGACUUGACACAAUCACAGUACAGAUUAUAUUUUCAUAAUAUCACACGCUGAGGUUUGAUACUGUCUAUAGAAUAUGAGAGGAUGGAUUACAGGUUGGAAGAAGGGGCUAUAAAAGGAACAAUGGCAAUAUCAUUAAAUUGUUUCUACAGAAAUCAAUGUCUGAACAUUCAGACCUGAAAUGACAUUACUUCAAACCAGGCGGCUGGAGAGAAAUACAUUUGAAUUAUUAAGUUGAGUUGUAUGUUUAGACUGAAGACAGAGCUUUUGUUAAACCACUGGCUACAAAACAAGACACUUUAUGAGCUUUGAACGGACAAACUGUGGCAGCCAGGAAAUCGAAGUCCAGCGCUGCCACUUCUCUCUUAAAAGUAAGGAAGAUUAUUUUUGUAGAAGACAAGUUUUAUUACUGUAAAGAUUUUAUAAAUAUAUAAAUAUAUAUAUAUAUAAAUACAUAAAAACUUGUAGGUGUGUAAUGUUUUGUUUCUUUAUUUUUUAUCUUUCUUUGACCUCAACUCUGUGCUUAUGUGGAAUUGUUUCUGUUUGGUGCGAUCGUAUUUAUUAAAUGAAACCAGUCCCUGUUAUUGUGUUUUGAUUUUCUUACAGUAUUUGUAAAAACAUUAUGUAAUUUGCUGAAGUAACCUUUCAAUCAUAGAUAAAAAAAUAAAAUAAAGUAUUGAUCAAAA
This is a messenger RNA of Carassius gibelio (silver crucian carp), 6223 nucleotides long. Its product is annotated as VPS10 domain-containing receptor SorCS1-like. Gene Ontology annotation, biological process: post-Golgi vesicle-mediated transport. Gene Ontology annotation, cellular component: membrane; Golgi apparatus. Gene Ontology annotation, molecular function: protein binding. Bases 165 to 3887 code for a protein of 1240 amino acids. The transcript has 27 exons. NCBI's taxonomy places the organism in Eukaryota, Metazoa, Chordata, Actinopteri, Cypriniformes, Cyprinidae. The record is from RefSeq and is a predicted model, not a curated record.